AUGAAAAAAACCAAAACAUCAAACGUUGCUAGUGGAAUCCUAUCCAGAUCGGUUUUAAAGGGGGACCCCGUUUUUUCACAAGAAAACUCAUCUAACAAAAAAGCAAUAAAGAAUGACAACAAGAAGCGGAGAAAACUAAGUGUAAGUUGCAUUUAUGAAAAGGAAACCCUCAAUGACUUAUAUAAAAAGAUUAAUGAAAAUGUUCCUAAUAAAAUUUUUUCAAAACCAGCAACAAAUCAGAAGGAGAAAGGCUUGAAGCAAUCCGCAACAAAAGGCGUUGUAAAAUUCCUUAACAUGAUAGUAAAUUAUCAAGAAAAUUUAAAUUCCAAAACAAAUAAGAGUGCAAACAAUCAAUCAGAUUCAGGAAUUUGUACGGAGAUUCGGAAGUUAAAGAGUGCGGAGUUCAAAAUCAAACCCAAUAGAUUUGGAGCUGUUGUUGGGAUGCACUCUGAUAACUGA
Messenger RNA from Cryptosporidium ubiquitum, 459 nucleotides. RefSeq lists its product as uncharacterized. Lineage: Eukaryota; Apicomplexa; Conoidasida; Eucoccidiorida; Cryptosporidiidae. Gene Ontology annotation, biological process: rRNA processing. The record is from RefSeq and is a predicted model, not a curated record. The coding region runs from base 1 to 459 and encodes 152 amino acids. The transcript is spliced from 2 exons.